GGAAGUGGCUGUGGGGAAAGAUGCAUGCUGGCCGAUUCUGCGAGGCUUUGGAAGUUAGCGACUGGAGGGGUCCCGCCCGGCUUCGGCGUCCGUCGCGUGUCCUUGCGCGCUUCCCGGUCCGCGCUGUGCCGCCUCCCGCCCUCGGGCAGCGUACGGAAUUCUCGAAGUACCCUGGAGGUCCUCGGAAGACUUAAGAAGAUUCAGAAGGUAGAGGAAAGGGGCCUUUUAAGCUUCUCUGGCCCUAAAUGGCUGCAGAAUCAAGAAAGCCUUCUUCGGCCCCAUCUUCGCCAGACCAGACUCCUGAAGAGGACCUUGUAAUUGUCAAGAUAGAGGAGGAUCAUGGUUGGGAUGAGGAAUCUAGCGUGCAUGAAAAUAAUACUUCUGGCCAAGAACUGUUCCGCCUGCGUUUCAGGCAGCUAUGCUACCAGGAGACACUAGGACCCCGGGAAGCUCUGAUCCAGCUACGAGCACUUUGCCAUCAGUGGCUGCGGCCAGACUUGAACAGCAAGGAGCAAAUUCUGGAGCUGCUGGUGCUCGAGCAGUUCCUGACCAUCCUGCCAGGGGAGCUGCAGACUCUGGUAAAGGAACACCAGUUAGAAAAUGGAGAGGAGGUAGUGACCCUGUUGGAGGACUUGCAAAGGCAGAUUAAUAUCCUAGGACGACCAGUCUCAGCUCGUACACAUGGGCACAGAGUUCUCUGGGAGGAAGUCGUACCUUCAGAAUCUGCACCAGAACUUCCAAGUACUCAGUUUCGACCCAUGACAACCAAACAUAAAUCUCCAGUGCCCCAGAAGACACAGGACAGAGGAGAGAGGCCAGAUUUCACUUCUAAGGCCAUGUCCGCUUCUCAGAGUCCUACUCCUUCCCAGAAAAGAAGUUCUGGAGAUCAGGAGGUGACAGCUAGACUUCUCACUGCAGGGUUCCAGGGUCUUCUUUUGUUUCAGACUUUGGAAAAGAUUGAAGACAUGGCUGUGUCUCUUAUUCGAGAAGAGUGGCUUCUGGACCCAUCACAGAAGGCUCUGAAUAGAGAUGACAGGCCCGAGAAAUACAGAAACAUGUUCUCCCUGGAUGGUGAGACCAGGAGUGAGAACAAGGAAUUCUUUUCAAAACAGGUAAUAUCAACUGGAAUCCAGCCACAUGGACAAACAGCUGCCAAGUGCAACGGGGAUGUUACCGUGGGCCUUGCGCACGGAGAAACCCAAGACAGAUUAGAGAGGCAGCAGGGAAAUCCCACACAAGAGAGACGGCAUAAAUGUGAUGAAUGUGGGAAAAGCUUUGCUCAGAACUCAGGCCUUGUUCGACACUGGAGAAUACACACUGGAGAGAAACCCUAUCAAUGUAAUGUGUGUAGUAAAGCCUUCAGUUAUAGGUCAGCCCUUCUUUCCCAUCAGGAUAUCCACAACAAAGUGAAGCGCUAUCACUGUAAAGAAUGUGGUAAGGCCUUCAGUCAGAACACAGGCCUGAUCCUGCACCAGAGAAUCCACACUGGGGAGAAGCCCUAUCAGUGUAACCAGUGUGGUAAGGCCUUUAGUCAGAGCGCAGGCCUUAUUUUGCACCAGAGAAUCCACAGUGGGGAGAGACCAUAUGAAUGUAAUGAAUGUGGAAAAGCUUUCAGUCACAGUUCACACCUCAUUGGACAUCAGAGAAUCCACACUGGGGAGAAACCCUAUGAGUGUGAUGAGUGUGGGAAAACAUUCAGACGCAGCUCCCAUCUUAUUGGCCAUCAAAGAAGCCACACUGGGGAGAAACCCUACAAAUGCAAUGAGUGUGGGAGGGCCUUCAGUCAGAAAUCGGGCCUGAUUGAACAUCAGAGAAUCCAUACUGGAGAAAGACCCUACAAGUGUAAAGAAUGUGGGAAAGCUUUCAAUGGGAACACUGGUCUCAUUCAGCAUCUGAGAAUACAUACAGGGGAGAAGCCCUAUCAAUGCAGUGAGUGUGGGAAAGCGUUUAUUCAGAGAUCGAGCCUCAUUCGACAUCAGAGAAUCCACACUGGAGAAAAGCCUGAAACCACAGGAGUUUAGGAAAAGCUUUGGUUGUCGUCUGAGCAUUAUUCAACAUUAGAGAAACCAUGUAGUAGUGGAGAAGUCUAGUGAAAGGGGCAGAAUCUGUGGUGGUGAUGAUGGUGACAAAGUUAAGAAUAGCACUUCAGUAGUUUGAGCACAGUCCCUGGUAUAGAUUGAUUGGCUUGACUGUCUUUGGAGGCAUCUGUUGAAGCAGAGCCCCGGCAGCUUUAUAUAUUCUUCAGAACUUUAAAAUGACAGCAGGUUGCUUAUUGUUACUUGAAACACUAUACUUUGUCUUUCCCAAGAGUAGCUAUAAGUUUGAGAGGGACCAGUCCUCUAAGCUUCUCUUCUUCCCAUUUCUGUGGUCCCUUUCUGCCUCUGAAGAUGCCCUAGUAAAUCCUAAUCUGAGAAGCCGCUUGAGUCCAAGGCAACCUCAGUGAGACUAAGAUUUGUAUUUAGCUUUCUAAUACCCUAGUUAGAGGGAAAUGGUUGAACAUUUAACGUAUUAUUCUAGUACUCUUAGAUGAUAUAAACCCAUAAUCCUCUCCAAAUUCAAUGCUAUAUUUUUAACAGCACUGUAGCAUUUUUCUUCAUUUAGCACCUUUACUGACUCCAUUGAA
Molecule: messenger RNA, 2623 nt
Organism: Myodes glareolus (Bank vole)
Lineage: Eukaryota; Metazoa; Chordata; Mammalia; Rodentia; Cricetidae
Source: RefSeq, a predicted model, not a curated record